AUGAACAAGCACAAUAACGAGGCAGGCCGCACGACCAUCCUGGACCACAUGCACCUGAAGUGCAAAUGCCACGGGUUGUCAGGCAGCUGUGAGGUGAAGACCUGCUGGUGGGCCCAGCCAGACUUCCGUGCCAUCGGCGACUUCCUCAAGGACAAGUAUGACAGCGCCUCAGAGAUGGUGGUGGAGAAGCAUCGGGAGUCCCGAGGCUGGGUGGAGACCCUGCGAGCCAAGUACGCACUCUUCAAGCCACCCACUGAGAGGGACCUAGUCUACUAUGAGAACUCCCCCAACUUUUGUGAGCCCAACCCAGAGACGGGCUCCUUUGGCACCCGGGACAGGACUUGCAAUGUCACCUCCCAUGGCAUCGAUGGCUGCGAUCUGCUGUGCUGUGGCCGUGGCCACAACACGAGGACGGAGAAGCGGAAAGAGAAAUGCCACUGCGUCUUCCACUGGUGCUGCUAUGUCAGCUGCCAAGAGUGCAUCCGAAUCUAUGAUGUGCACACCUGCAAGUAGGA
Messenger RNA from Cricetulus griseus (Chinese hamster), 515 nucleotides. The record is from RefSeq and is a predicted model, not a curated record. NCBI's taxonomy places the organism in Eukaryota, Metazoa, Chordata, Mammalia, Rodentia, Cricetidae.